Aspergillus steynii IBT 23096 is the source of this 1198-nucleotide messenger RNA. Its product is annotated as checkpoint protein HUS1 family protein. The record is from RefSeq and is a predicted model, not a curated record. Gene Ontology annotation, biological process: telomere maintenance; mitotic DNA replication checkpoint signaling; meiotic DNA integrity checkpoint signaling. Gene Ontology annotation, cellular component: site of double-strand break; checkpoint clamp complex; nucleolus. NCBI's taxonomy places the organism in Eukaryota, Fungi, Ascomycota, Eurotiomycetes, Eurotiales, Aspergillaceae. The transcript is spliced from 5 exons. The coding region runs from base 44 to 1081 and encodes 345 amino acids.
CCUUAUGCCAUAUUUUGAUAAUAUCCAAUAGCUCACAAAGAAUAUGCGGUUUCGAACUCAACUGGUCAACAUAGCCACCUUCUCCAAAUUAACCGCGUCGCUCUCAUCUCUGGGGAAAGUAUGCUGGAUGCGGCUGGAGGAUGGCGUCGUUCGAUUCACCAUCAUUCCUGAUCGGGGGACUCAAGUCUGGGCUCAGAUGCCUGUGGACUCCAUCUUCGACCCCGAAACAUACAUCCUAGAAUCCAACUCCGGCAUCAUCAACCUCGAAGUGCCCGUCGGGGCCCUUCAUCGCGCCCUCCGCUCCGCCACCGCCGCCUCGUCCGCCCAGAUCCGCCUCACCAAGAAAGGCAACAUCCCCCUCCUCGCACUCACCAUUCAUGUCUCCUCCUGGACCAAAGGCACCAACGCCCUCGGGAUCAGCGAGUCCGAGUCCGGCACCGCCCCCGCCGGGAACCCGUCAGGCCCGCGCGAGCGCGAGACGGUCGUCACGCAGGAAGUGCCGGUGAAGAUGCUUCACCAGACGGCGGUGGACGGGCUGCACGAGCCGCGGUGCAGGGACCCGGACGUGAACAUCAUCCUGCCGAGCCUGGCGCAGCUGAAGAGCAUCUCGGAGCGGUUUACGCGGCUGGCGACGGAGACGACGACGGGGGGAGCGAAAGCUUCGACGUCGGCCGCGGGGCUGACGAACGGGACGGGCGCGUCGUCGGCUAAACUGGAACUGUCGGCCAAUAUGCAUGGCUCGUUGAGGUUGGCGAUUGCUACGGAUGCCUUGCGCAUCUCGAGUGUCUGGACGGAUCUGGUGAACCCUGCGCUGGAUCCGAGUCAGUUGUCGCAGACGGAGAUCGAGCAGUUGCCGAGUGAGAGGAUGCGCGCGAUCGCGGAUGAUGAUGAGGCGGGGUGGGCGAAGGUGAGGAUUGAUGGGAAGGAUUGGGGGCGCGUGUUGAGUGUUGGGAGGUUGAGUCCGAAGGUGGUUGCUUGUUUCGUCCAUGAAACGGCUUUGAUUCUUUACGUAUAUCUCCCUGGGAGCUGGAAUGGAGAAGAUUCCUGUCUAACGUACUAUAUCAACUCCUAUGCCUCUUGAUGUGGUUGGAAAGCUUUGGACCAAGAUUACGAUAAUCUAAUGAAUCUACCACCAUAUUUGGUGGGUAAUGAUAUGUAAAUAGAUCAUGAAGAUAGGCAUAGCAAUGAUGAUAUUAUU